Chlamydomonas reinhardtii is the source of this 1419-nucleotide messenger RNA. RefSeq lists its product as uncharacterized. The transcript has 4 exons. The record is from RefSeq and is a predicted model, not a curated record. Lineage: Eukaryota; Viridiplantae; Chlorophyta; Chlorophyceae; Chlamydomonadales; Chlamydomonadaceae. The coding region runs from base 156 to 815 and encodes 219 amino acids.
GAUAGAGCAACAAGCUGCUUAAAUGUGUUUAAGGGCACCGAUGCACGUUACAGCUACCGCCACUGACAAGUCGCCUUGAAUUCCCGAGUCCCCGAAACGUUCUUCAGCAGCUCCCGAAACGUUCUUCAGCAGCCCCGCCUCGUGCGCCUAACACCAUGGGCGCAUCCGAGAGCAAACCACCGACAAAUCCAAUAUUAGCUCGCAUCGAGCAGGAAGCCGUGCGUGCCGCAGUGCCACGCGGGCUGAAGGACGAGAGGAGCCGACAGCUGGAGUAUGAGCUGAACUGGUGUUACAACCGCAAUAACUGGUAUUUCACGAUUGGCGGCCUGGUCGUGGGCAUCAGCUUGGGCUACUCCAUGCGCUCGCUGCAACCGGUGGCGUGGGCUGCCAUCCUGGCGCCAGCUGCAGAUUGGUUCUACGAGCAGCACGCCUGUGCCGAGCUGCAGGAGGCCUACAGCGAGCACCAGAAGCGGAUCAAGGGGGAGGCGCGGGCGCGGGCGGAGGCUGCCAAGGCGGAGGUGCGGGAGCACUACGCGCAGUACAUGGCGGCGGAGGCCGCAGGGGCUGCUGGGGUUGGUGGUGGUGGUGGUGGCGCCCCUGGGAGCUACAGCGGACCCGCAGGAGGCAGUGGCGGGGCUGCAGCUGGCCCCGGAGGUGGACCGGGGGGGCUCGGGGCAGGAGGCGGGAGCAGCGGUGUGCCGGGCGCAGUCGCAGGGCCAAGCGUGACGGCGGGGGCAGGAGGAGAGGCGGGGUCAGGGGCGGGUGCCGCGCGGAGAGGCUGGUGGCCGUGGUCGGGGUCUGGGAGUAAAGCGUAACGGAGCCAUGGGCCGCCACUGCUGGUGUAAGUGAUGGGAGAGGCACUUGGUUCGUGUUUAAUGUGGUUGUUGUGUGGGACUGUGCGCGGAGUCGAGUUGUGGGUGUAUGCACUAUGAGCGCGUCAGGGGUGUGCGAUGGCAGGCGGGUUUUGCAAGCCAGGGUAGCGGUAGCUGGAACGUGUAAGGCUUGCAGACAGGCGUACGGUAGCCUAGAUGCGGUCGUGGCAUACCUGAUGGCCAAGGUAUCACGGAGCCGGUGUCCAGGACCGCAAGCCGUUCAGCCGCAGGGGUGCACGACUGCACUGGCAGCACUGCACUAAUGCUGAGACAGCCGCUAAUCCAGCCAUUAUUGCCGCCAGACCCUGGGCAUCCCAACCUCUGGCCCCGUGGCCCACAGCAGGUCGUCAUGCCGCCGUGACUAUACGUACUGUAUGGGCGGUGAACCGUACGAUGGCUCGAGGGAGGGCGCGGCCAAGUGGCUAGGCAUGAAGGCGGAAGGAAAGGAUGAGGAAAGGGAUGUGAAUGGUCGAAAGGUAGCAGUCGAAGUUGGUCGAAGGACCCGGGGGCCGUCGCCGAUGUGCGCGCCAGGGCAAGCAGGAACUCC